Maniola jurtina (meadow brown) is the source of this 1601-nucleotide messenger RNA. RefSeq names its product coiled-coil domain-containing protein 112-like. The transcript is spliced from 9 exons. Lineage: Eukaryota; Metazoa; Arthropoda; Insecta; Lepidoptera; Nymphalidae. The coding region runs from base 281 to 1531 and encodes 416 amino acids. The record is from RefSeq and is a predicted model, not a curated record.
GCUGUGCUGAAUCCAUACGGAGGACUUCGCCCUAAUUCCUACUUAUCGCUAUCCCAUUUCGACUUACAAAUUAGAGCGAGAGAUCGGACACCAGAGUCAUGACUCAAGUCACGAGCAGGACACGAUAAACAAAUUGACGUCCUUUUGAAGUCCACACUCGACCUAAGGUUGUUGUCUAUAGUCUUUAGUGACGUGCGUGUUUGAUCGAUAAAUCCAUAAAUGAAUAAUUAUAGUUUUCUAAAAUCGAAAAACGCACAUAAACAAAGCUAAAUAAUUAGUAAUGAAUUCAUCGAGCAAUAACUCAUUAACCAGUGAUAAUGCUCCUAAUAACUGUUUAAAUUCAAAACUAAGAAGAUUAAAAAUACAGGAAAGUGUUUUAUCUGCGACUGUAAAUAAAUGUUUUUUACUAAAUGCAGAAGAAAUUGACGAAAAAAUCAAAUAUGAUAGUGACAUGCAACUCAAAAAAUAUUUUUCUACACUAAAAGAGAAAUUUCGAGAAGUUAAACAUUUAUUUGAAGAUAUAACAUUGAAAACAAAUGACCAGUACAUGGAAAAAUCAGAUAUCGAUGAAUUAAAAGGAGAUAUCCUGGAAUUAGAAACCAAAAUAAAAACAGUGAAGCAAUUCAUAGCUAGUGAAUUACAAAAUUUACGAAAUGAAGAAGUCGCUUUAAUGGAGAUGCGAGAAACUUCUGAAACACUAUCAUAUGAAGAACGAAAGAUAAACAAACGUAAUUUAUCCCAAAUAAAAGGCUAUAAAGAAAUAGUACCUAGUCCCGUGCGAGUUAUGAUUCAUUCACCAUUUAAAUGUUCUGAGGUGCAACAGUUUCAAGAUUUUAUGAAAAACAGUAUAAAUCGUUAUGGAGGUUGGAACGAGUAUAGUCAUAACAUUUUUAUUCAUAUUUGGAACAAAUACUAUGGAGAUAAUAAUAUGAUGAUUGCAGUGAAAUCAAUUGAAGAAACAUUUUCAUAUCAAGAUUUUAAAGAGGAAGUUUUGCGCGAAAUUCCAGGGACAAGUUGUGACAGCAUAGAUUCGCAUAGCAAAUGGUAUUCUGAAUAUCUUCACCUUAAAACGAAUCAACAAAAAGCUCUUGAUAAAUGGAAGGAAAAUAAAAGAAAAAUUAAGCCCGCGCGAAAAGCACUGUCAUUAGAAAUUGAUGAGUCAACAACAGGUGGAUUAAAAUCUCCAAUCAACACUAAGCUAUGUAGAAAACUUAACAAUGCAAAUGAUGGAAACAUAAACAACAGAAGGGAUUGCUCAUCUUAUGAUGUAUUCGCCGGAAAAGCCGCGAAGCGCAAUAUCAUCCAGCGAAAUAAAAAUAAUACUUCAGAUGAUACGACUAAAGAAAGUACAGGAAUCUUCUCUGCAGAAGAUCAAUAUUUAAGCAAAAAAUUAGAUAUCAGCAGAUUAUUAAGACCAACUAAGCGGUGGUUAAUAAAGCAAGAAAGUAAAAAGGAGCCUUAUGAAUUUAAAGGUGUUGAAACUAUUUCCAAAUUGCAUAUACCAACAUGGCGUAAGAAUUUGAGUAAAUAAUAAUUAUUAUUAGUGUUAAGUAAGACUAAAACUAGUUACUAUUAUUUUACUAAUGCAUUUAUUAUAGUUA